Messenger RNA from Trichomonas vaginalis G3, 1251 nucleotides. Its product is annotated as glycosyltransferase family. Bases 1 to 1251 code for a protein of 416 amino acids. The record is from RefSeq and is a predicted model, not a curated record. Gene Ontology annotation, molecular function: glycosyltransferase activity. The transcript has a single exon. Lineage: Eukaryota; Parabasalia; Trichomonadida; Trichomonadidae.
AUGUCCACUCUAAAAAUAAAGAUCAAACAACCAUUCAUUGAAUGCCUUGAUAAAUUUCAAAAUUUAAAUCCAGAUUCUAAUAAAAUACUCAAAAUUCAAGGCAUAAAAGAAGGAUUGUUCCCAGAAUAUUUAGAUCAAUUGAUUCCUCUGCACUUAAAUUACGAAAAUCCUCCGGUUGGUAAUUUUUUUGGUUUUUUGAAAAACUCUGAACGUUUACCAUAUAAAAAAUACUUUUCAAAUCUGAGUUUAGCACCACUAUUCAGAACAAAACGGACAAUAGAUAUUGUCACGACUUUCAAAGGAAAAAUAGCAAUAUACAAAGAUGCGUAUGCAAAUCAAUUCGGAGAAUUUGUAAUAAAUAAUUAUAUAAUUAGACCUCCAUAUGAUUCAUCAGCAAUUUAUAUCCGUGAAUUUCACGAAGGCCCGGUAGUUUUUGAAUGCGAUAAAGCAUGCGUUUUUGGUCAUAUAUGGAUGUAUAAUUUCGGACAUUUCAUUGAUGAUUGUCUUGCACCUUUAGCAAUAGUUCCUGAAGAUUUUUUAGAAGACUGUGUUGUAAUUUUAUCAGAACUUUCAAGAAAAUUUGGAGAAGAUGUUCUUAAAGCCAUUGGAGUAAGGAAAUAUAUUUAUCUUGCAAACAAUACAUGGGUUCAUGCUAACAAACUUGCCGUGGCUGUAGAAGGAAGGCCACAUCUUAUGCAUUUUGGUAUUCCAAUACAAAAAUUAGUUUAUAUGCUAAGAAUUUAUUUUAAAGUAUCAAAUAUUAAACCAACAAAAUAUGCAAUUAUGAAUAGAGAUUUAAAGACGCGUAGGCAUAUUACUAAUAUCAAAGAAUUGAUGAUAGCUAUUAAAAGCAAUAUAACAGGAGUAAAAUUCGAAGAAAUUGAAGAUAAAUUGGGAACAAUCGAAUCAUAUGCAAAAUUUUAUCCUUCAAUUAAAUGUGUUUUAUUGCCAACAGGAAGCAAUGCAGUUAAAACUAUUUUUAUGAAUCCUAAUACUGUUGUAAUUAUUGCAAGUAAUGAAAUGUUUGAUUACUCAGUCAUAUGCUCGAUUUUAUCAGUUCAUGUUAAAGUAGUUUAUUUCUUUCAAUGUCAAUAUCAUUUUAAUGACAUUACGAUUGAUGUUGAACUUGCAAUUCAAGCUAUUGAAGUUGGAGUCUAUGCAUCUAUUCAUGGAAACUUUCCACAACCAAAAGAAUUCAUAUCAUUUAUUGAUUAUAUGCCUAAGCAUAGGCCAAUAUAUGUCGGAGAUUGA